AUGGCUCUCCCCGCGCAGGUCCAGUCCGUCGCUGACGAGGGCGUCGUCAAGCUCUUCGGCAAGUGGGACGCUCAGGAGAUCGAGGUCAAGGACAUCUCGCUCACCGACUACAUCAACGUCAACCACGCCGUCUAUGUCCCCCACACUGCCGGCCGCUACGCCAAGAAGCAGUUCGCCAAGGGCCGCAUGCCCAUUGUCGAGCGCCUCGUCAACGCCCUCAUGAUGAACGGCCGCAACAACGGCAAGAAGAUCAUGGCUGUCCGCAUCGUCCAGCACGCGUUCGAGAUCAUCCACCUCGUUACCGAGCAGAACCCCAUCCAGGUUCUCGUUGACGCCAUUGUCAACACCGGCCCCCGUGAGGACUCGACCCGUAUCGGCUCGCAGGGCACUGUCCGUCGCCAGGCUGUCGACGUCUCGCCCCUCCGCCGUGUCAACCAGGCCAUCAGCCUCCUCACCAUCGGCACCCGCGAGUCGGCGUUCCACAACUCCAAGUCGGUCUCAGAGUGCCUCGCCGAUGAGCUCGUCAACGCCGCCAAGGGCUCGUCCAACUCGUACGCUAUCAAGAAGAAGGACGAGCUUGAGCGUGUCGCCAAGUCGAACCGGUAA
Messenger RNA from Cutaneotrichosporon cavernicola, 606 nucleotides. RefSeq lists its product as uncharacterized. Gene Ontology annotation, biological process: ribosomal small subunit assembly; translation. The record is from RefSeq and is a predicted model, not a curated record. Gene Ontology annotation, molecular function: structural constituent of ribosome; mRNA binding; rRNA binding. NCBI's taxonomy places the organism in Eukaryota, Fungi, Basidiomycota, Tremellomycetes, Trichosporonales, Trichosporonaceae. The transcript is spliced from 4 exons. The coding region runs from base 1 to 606 and encodes 201 amino acids. Gene Ontology annotation, cellular component: ribosome; cytosolic small ribosomal subunit.